AAAUACGUAUGAUUUUCUCAUUGGUCCUGAGUAUUCAUUUCAUCAGCUGAUGAAACUGAAACAGGAAGUGGAUUGCUCCAGCAGACAGGAUUAUCAAGGAAAAUAACACACUGUCUAGAAGUUGUGUAGUGUAGAUAUUCAUAAGGACAUUUUAACUGAUACUAUAGAAGAUCCUCUGAUGUCCUGAAAAUAUUCUCUAGAUGUUAAUGACUGUAAAAUGAGUAAAAAACCAGUGCCCCCUCCUAGACCUCCUGCUCCAAAGGUAGGAGGUGGAGGCAUAAGUUUCAGUUUUAAAGCUCUGGAGGAAGAGGAUGAGGAAGAGCUGACCCAUGUCACUGGAAAAUUCGACAAACAGGUCAAUGAAGAGAAAGUGCGACAUGCUCAGGACCGAGAAAGGUCAUUGUCAAAAUCCCCGGAAGUAAGAUCAACUCUUGAAGAGCAUAUGGAAAAAUCUCCUUCCAUAAGAAGUCAAAACUCAUUUGAAAAGCUUAAAGACUUUAAAGAUAAAAUUCAGUCUGAAAUACAAAAGAAAAAAGAGGAAAUAUUUACUGAUUCUCCUGUAGCAGCUUCAAAGGAAAAACAAAGGAUUAGUGCCAUUAAAGAGAAACCUAACCAGCUUGGAAACAUGCCUGAAGAAAAUGAAGCAGAGGUUAAGGACAAGGAAAAGUCAGAAGAAUAUUUUGAGAGUUCAAAUGAACAUGAUCAGAGUAAUGAGACUGAUUUCUUUGACACUAAGUCAGAUGCUAAAGAUGAUUCAGCAGAUGUAGACCAAUUAGAAAUCAAUGAAGAGUAUUUUAAACCAACUGAGGAAGAUUUCUCAGAUCUUCCAGGAGUUGUACCAAUGGUUCGGCAAAGAAAACAUUUUCAAAAACUUCGCAAAAUCAAACCUAUCGUUCCAGUGGCUCCAGUAUCAAUGGCAAAACUUAGUCAAAAAGCACCAGAAGUUGAAACCGUUUCAAGUAGUUCGGACUCUGAAAAACCAAAUGAUAAUAAAGAUCAAGUUGACACAGAUAAAAAGACUGAGUCCGCAUUACACAUACCUGGAACAGUUAUACCUGUGAAGCCGGUUUUGGGAUGUAUGGUAUUUCUAUUUCUUUAUUUACUUAUUCCUCUGCCAUCAUAUCUAAGUGGGAUGGUUAUUGGAAUGGUGCUGAGCUCUGCUGGAUGGAUGUUAUACUUCUGGGUGACAGGGUCAAACAAACCAAGGGAGCCUAUUCCAGAGGAUCCACCUCUUGAUAAGUUGCCACCCAUGCCUGUCCCAGAAAUGAAGGAACCCAAAGGAGAUGAUUGUUGUUACAAGGGAUGGAUGAAUGAGAUAAUAGACUAUAGUCCAGAAUCAUAUUCUAUCAACAACACUCAUUCUGUUUAUGUACACCUUGACGGAACAACGUUAAGGUUACGCAGGCCGAGAAUAAACAUACCAAGGCGCGCCAUGUGGGAUGAGCAAAGCUACAACCCGCAGUUUAUUCAUCAACGGCAUUUUGAUAUUAUCGGCAGUAAAGUGCUUUUACUACCGUCGGGACUUGUUAAGAAAAGACUUUGGAGUAAGAAAUAUCCUCUUUGCAUUGCUCUAGCAAAGGAUGGCAGAAAGAUAGCUAAGCCAGAAUCUAGUUCCAAUCUGAAUAGCAAUGGGAACCAGGCAACUGGUAAAAUGAGUGCCAGUCAUAGUGCGGAUUCCUUUCAUGGGUUUGAAGUGGUAAAUGAUCAUAAGUGUGAUUCUUCCAUUUUGUAUUUGUUUGCAAGGACCUGUAGAGAGAAAGAACAAUGGUAUAGACGUCUUGUUGCGGCUACUAACGGAAUGCCAAUGAAGAAUCAUAUUCGAGAGGUAAAAAGAUUGAUUGAAAGUUCAAAGUCUAGUUAUAAGCGGUCAAGUAGUACAGACAGUUUAAGACACAAGCGUCAAAAUUCAUCUGAUUCACUUUCAUCAGUUAGUACAACAGCAUCAAAUUUGGAAGAUACCAGUGAAACCGAUCUCAAGAAUUUUGUGAUGUAUAUGUCAAGGUUAAUUCCCCGUGAUAAGGAUAGUCUCCCUUCUAGUCCGGUCCAUGCUUUAGCUGGAAAGGAAAAAGAUAUGAAACAUAGUGAUUCAAAAUCAAGUAUUGUGGGAGGCCAAGGGUCAAAAAGUAUUGUAUGUGAACCAGCAUUACUUCCCCUGAAUGCUCUUCUUGGGAGGUGUUUCUGGGAUUUCCUUGGCGACCAGUACUGGGCGAAUAAGGUGCGAGACAAACUGCAGAAGAAACUUACAAAAAUUCAUAUCCCAUAUUUUAUAGAAGAAUUACAGAUCAGUAAAAUCUCCCUGGGAUCGGAGGUACCUGUGAUAAGACGAGCCAAUAAACCGUUCCUGGAUGAGAAUGGCUUCUGGAUUGAUCUCGAUGUUACAUAUAGCGGGAAGUUUAAAAUGACCAUAGAAACCAAAGUAAAUCUACUGAAACUUAAAACCUCCGCAAGUCAAUCGGAAAGUAAAAAGAGCAAAAAGUCAGCAAUAACAGAUAGUGAAGAGGAAGACAGUGCUGAAUCUUCUACAGAUGAGGAAGAUGAGCCUGUUAAUCUUGCUGAGGAUGGGUCUGCUCAAUCUGGUGGAACUGGUAAGAAGAUUUUGAAGUACAUUAAUAAGAUAACUGCUUCCAAGUAUUUCCAAAGUGCCACAGAGAAUAAAUAUAUAAAGAAGGCUAUGACAGAGGUCUCGAACACGCCCCUCAUUCUCACUGUAGAGGUGCAGAAGUUGAGUGGCACACUGGCUGUGAAUAUACCACCCCCACCAUCAGAUAGACUCUGGUAUGGUUUCCGUGGUAAUCCACAGCUCUGGCUUGUAGCUAAGCCAAAGGUUGGUGAAAGGGAGGUAACUAUGAGUCAUAUCACAGAAUGGAUAGAGAAAAAAUUAGCAAUGGAAUUCCAGCAUGUGUUUGUGAUGCCAAACAUGGACGACCUUGUAAUUCCUAUCUUAAUGCCAGGAGAGGACGUAGAUGCUGCCACUUCCGAUGUACCGCAAUCCGAGAACGACUUCUAAACUUCAAUAUUUAAUCAGAUUUAUUUAUAUUUAUACAAUAUUAACUCUAAAAAUAAUAUUGGAAACCUUAAGUGAACAGUCAUUGUGACCACUAGGCCUCGAGGUUAUUAAGAUUUUUUUCUGAGGCUUCUCUCAAAUCUCAAGAUUUUCAUUGGUCAGUGUACAUUCAGUGGGAGUUUCUAACCAAUCAAAUAACGGAGAUUUGAGUUUGAGCUCGGAGAAUUUCUUUAUAUCCUCAGCCCCAGUAUAGAGCCAGACUAGGAAGCAUUUUCUUGCAGUUUAACCUUGCUGUGAUGUUCAAUGGACAUUGUUAAAUCCUCAUAAUAUUUCAAGAGUUGAUAAUAGACAGUUCAAGAAAUCGAGGCUGGACAUUGAAGAUAUUGUGCAGGUUAUUAGAUGACUCAGUCAAAUAUUUUCCUAACAUUAUAAAAAUUCGACAAUCUUGUAUGCCAGUAUCUGAAAUACUGUCUGUAUUGGUACAUAGAUUUUUGUUUGUUCUAUCACAUUCAUAUAUUAUUACUUUUUAUAUAACUAUACAAAGUUAAAGAAGUGUAAAGGAGACUACUUUAACCAGAAAUGUCGUAGAAAUACAAUCUAAUGUCUGAUAACAGUUUAACAAUAUUUUUAUUAGGUUUUUAAUAUGUUGUGGGUUUUUUUCCCAAUCAUUAAGAAAAAAGAAGAAAUGCCAUUU
This is a messenger RNA of Ruditapes philippinarum (Manila clam), 3698 nucleotides long. RefSeq names its product testis-expressed protein 2-like. NCBI's taxonomy places the organism in Eukaryota, Metazoa, Mollusca, Bivalvia, Venerida, Veneridae. The record is from RefSeq and is a predicted model, not a curated record. Gene Ontology annotation, molecular function: lipid binding. Bases 218 to 3007 code for a protein of 929 amino acids. The transcript is spliced from 8 exons. Gene Ontology annotation, cellular component: endoplasmic reticulum.